GAAACAUGUCGAAAGUGUCAGGGGCUGUGGAAGGAGCACAUGAACCUCACCUGCGAGCAACUGGCUGAGAAAGAUGACAUCAAGUACAGGACGUCCAUAGAAGAAAAAAUGACAGCCGCCCGCAUUAGAAAAUGCCACAAGUGUGGGACGGGCCUCAUUAAAUCGGAGGGCUGCAACCGCAUGUCGUGCCGCUGCGGUGCCCAGAUGUGCUACCUCUGCCGAGCUGCCAUCAACGGCUACGACCACUUCUGCCAGCACCCGCGCUCGCCCGGGGCGCCCUGCCAGGACUGCGCCAAGUGCUCGCUCUGGACGGACCCCACGGAAGAUGAUGAGAAGAUAAUCCAAGAGAUUCAGAAAGAGGCUGAAGAGGAGCAAAGGAAGAAGAACGGAGAGAACAGCUUCAAGCGCAUUGGCCCUCCUGUGGAUAAGCCCCUGGAGAAGAUCCAGAGAGUGGAAGUCAUCCCCAGGCCUGUUCCUCAGAACCUCCAUCAGCCCCGAAUGCCUCCUUACCCCUUCGUGCACCCUCCCUUCGCGCUCCCUCCUGUCCGUCCCAUGUACAACAACAUUCCCCUCAACAUCGGCCCCAUCCCUGCUCCCUACGUGCCCCCCUUGCCCAAUAUGAGGGUGAACUACGAUUUUCCCCAGAUCAACGUUCAGCUGGAGCACAACUUGCCCAUGCACUUUGGCCCUCAGCCUCGGCACCGGUUCUGA
This is a messenger RNA of Tinamus guttatus (white-throated tinamou), 711 nucleotides long. The record is from RefSeq and is a predicted model, not a curated record. NCBI's taxonomy places the organism in Eukaryota, Metazoa, Chordata, Aves, Tinamiformes, Tinamidae.